AUGACGAGUCAGCCCGGAGCCUCACGUGUCACAAUCGCCACACAAGCUGUGGCACAUAGUGGCCCUGCCAUCUUCAGCCGCCUUGCGUCCUACUCCAUGUUCCUCAUUACCCAAGCCUUCGCCGGCCAUCUCGGCGACCUCGAGCUCGCCGCUCUCUCCGUCUCCACCAACGUCAUCCUCGGCUUCGACUUUGGCCUCCUCCUGGGUAUGGCAAGUGCUUUGGAGACGUUGUGCGGGCAAGCUUUCGGAGCGAAGAAGUUGCACAUGUUGGGGCUGUUGGGGCAGCCUGUCAACGUGGCAGAGCUGUCGGGGUUGGUGUCCGUGUGGCUGAUUCCCAUUCACUUCAGCUUUGCUCUCCAGUUUCCGCUGCAGAGAUUUCUGCAGAGCCAGCUGAAGACGGGGGUGAUUGCGUGGGUGAGCCUGGGGGCUUUGGUUUUUCACGUGGUGGUGAGCUGGUUCUUCGUGAGCAGACUUCAUCUUGGAGUGGUAGGAACCGUUGUUACUUUGAACUGCUCUUGGUGGGUUCUAACGUUUGGGCUGCUGGUUUACACCGUAUCUGGUGGCUGUCCUCAAACCUGGACUGGCAUCUCGGUUGAAGCAUUUUCUGGCCUGUGGGAGUUUGUCAAGCUCUCUGCUGCUUCCGGAGUCAUGCUCUGGUACAUCGCUCUCUCUGUAAUACUGAUUGUGAUGACAGGGAACCUGAAGAACGCCGAAAUUGCCGUGGAUGCUUUGUCCAUUUGGUAA
Thlaspi arvense is the source of this 744-nucleotide messenger RNA. The record is from the annotation of a GenBank genome assembly. Lineage: Eukaryota; Viridiplantae; Streptophyta; Magnoliopsida; Brassicales; Brassicaceae.